CUAAAUACGUCGUCCUACCACACGCUCGCUCAGACACAGUCGGGACAGCCCUCGAGAAGGCCCUACCGGUGGCACAGCGUCGUUUUGGAUAUAAGAUCUACAGUAUCCAUGUAUCCAGGGGAUAAUUUGCGCUCUUAGGAUAUAUCUAUUACACCUGCCGAAUUGGGAAUGUCUGCGUGAUCGGAAUUUUGCGGUGCGUUAGUCCACCAGAAUCCAGCGCAAAGCACCAUGGGAGGACGCGGUGCGGUCCGCGGACGACCCUCUGCCCCGGACACACAGAGCUGCGAGACCAUGAUCCAACAUCUUGCUGGUCUCGUCCGGAGCGUUCCCGUCAGGCAAAGCGAGACAUCCCUCCUGCCGACGACGCAAAGGCUUCUGGACGGUGACGUCAGCUUCAUUUCCGCCCGGGACCGGAAAGACGUCAUCGCUGCAGUACCCAUCUGCCACGCGGUGGGGAGCAUCUACCACACCGUACGGCACGGGAAGCGAGUGUCCAAACGGACGAGAAAGUUUGUCGAGACAGUCCAUGCAAUCGAAGUCGUCUCCUCCGAAGGCCUCCUUCGUACAUCGAGGAACGACUUCUUCGACCAAGUAGAGGCGAAGUUGCAACAGUCAGAAAGACACGUACGAAAGGUGAACAAGAGAGGAAGGAUAGCGAGGCUGUUCAAAUCGAAGAGGGACAAGGAAAAGUUUGACACGCUAGAGGCAGAGCUGAAUCAGCUCUUCGAUGGAGUGAGUUUGAGAGAGAGAAGGAGUGAUGCGAGGAAAUCUGUAGAGGACAUAAACGAGAAUCUGAAGAAUGUCGCGUUGGAUAGAGACAGGCAUGCAAAUGAGGAAACAAGGGCCGAGGUCCACGAACCAAUCAUUGGGAUUGGUGAAGCCGCAAAGAGCGACGGGAUGGAUGUCAUCUCAGAAGACAUCUCUGAGUCGUUGGUGUUCACCUUCGAAGGAGAACACCUCAAUGAAGAGUUGUCUGCCAUUUUGUGCCCCCCGAGUGAGGAUUCGAUUCUCAGUCUUGUUGGUGAGAGGAUUAGAAUGGGAAGAUUGAGAGGAAUCGUGGAGAGAAAUUUGAGAAACUUUCACCCAGAGACAAGACAAUGGUUACACGACGAAGUCAGCCACUGGUGCCAUGUUAGGACCGACUCCAGGUCCUUUGUGAUCUCUGGUCCAUCUGGGAUGGGGAAGUCGUGUGCAGCUGCCUCAGUUUGCAACAGAUUCGCCAAAGAUGGAAAUCUCGCAGCCUGCUAUUUUCCGGAGAACCCUUCCCUUCAAGAACCAAAGACCUUUGUUGUGAACUUGGCGAGCCAGCUGUCGCAUAGUGUCCCCGGGUAUUGUCGUGUACUGGAACAAGACGAGGAACUACGUGCCGAGUUACGCCAUCUGUCCGCGGUCGAGAUGUACCACCGCCUAAUCCACAGGCCGCUUAGCUGUGUACGUAGGCCGGACGCCACCAAGCGGAUGCUGUUGGUACUGGAUGGCUUUGACGAGUUAGUAGACUCAACAGGAGGGGAUGAGAUCAAGGUUAUGAUCAGCCAGCUACGACACUUGCCAAGAUGGUUGACACUCCUCAUAACGUGUGGGGAAACGUCCUCACACGUAAAGAGGUACUUCAAGCAAGUCGAACACGAAGAGUCCCGACUGAAUCACGAAGACUCACGAAACAGCUCCGACAUGCUACGACUCAGCAACGAAGAUGCCCGAAACCAAGAAGACGUUCGUCUCUUCCUAACAGACGUCCUUAGUCAAACGAUGUCUGCGCCCAACGUCCACCAAGUGAUAGAAAUUCUACUAGAGAAGUCAGAGGGUAGGUUGGGGUAUUUCCAGCUGGUAAACUUCUUGGUAGAACAUGAUCUUACCAACAAGACCCUCAACAAACUACCAACGGGACUGAUGAAGGUGAAGAUGGCAAUCGUUGACAGUGUAUACACCUUCCUGGGCCAGAAGCUGUUCUCUGCUUUGUUAGGGUGCCUUUCGGCGGCCAAGGAACCUGUACACAAAGACAUUCUUGGUUACAUUCUGACGGAAGAGAAAGUCAACCCAGCAUUCCAGAAGCAGGCGUUUGCACAGUUAGGGAAGCUGGCAAGAAGUAAGUGUGAGAGUCUCUCGCUUGCUCCGGGAAUGAAAUCAUGGCUUGCAACCACGGAAAGUAAGCACCGGGUUGACAUUGAACAAGGGCAUGCCGUGUUGGCUCGAGUGUCCAAAGAAGCCGUCCAAAACAUCAUGGCGGAAAUGAGAGGUGAUGACGUCAGGCCUACGUCAGGAGCUACGGCCAGGUACGCCAUACGUCAUGGAAUGUACCACUGUGUUCGGGCCCAGCAGUUUGGCAGUGACGUCACGUCAUUGUUCUGUAACGUUCACCACAUCAGAGUCCGACUCGAGACCGACCCGCUCUCCGUGUAUGAUAUGGUUGACGAGUACACCAUCGCUUCGGGGUGCAAGAGCCUUUCCACCGAGGGGAGAGCGACGGUUGACCGCUUCAGAAACCUGCUUCUUCGAAACGCAGACACUAUUAUUGACAAUCCGGACAAUUUUGUCUCAAUAGCCGCAAACGACAGCAAACUAGGAAGCGAUAGACAUAUUGCCAACACCUACCUUGACCGUGAACGCAGACCUUGGCUGCAGAAAGUCACCGAACAACCACAAUGCCUUGGGGCAGUGACGUCAUUCGCAACUCGCGCGGCGGCCAUCUUGGAUUGUGAUGUCUCCUCAGACGGGAAAUUUUUCGCGUGCGGAGAUUCGCAAGGAAAGGUCCGUGUAUUUCGUCCAUUCACAGGAAAAGUGAUGGGACUGUUCGAAACUGACUUUCCAGAAGUUCGACAGUGUACGUUCCUGCCUGGAGGCAGACAUAUUUUCUUCGGGUCGUCCACUCACGCACUAAACACUGAAGGAGAACUUGUCGCAUUCGAACCACCUGCGUUUCCAGACUCCAUGGCAACUCCCACCAUUUACGCUUUUCCUGAAUCAGGCAACAAGUUCGCAAUGUUUCUGAACGUUGACUACUCCUUGUCGGGUGUCUCCUUGUCUGACCUUCCCGAAGACAUCUUCAAGGUCAAACUGUUUGACCUUGAAAGAGAGACCAGUCCGUCAUGUGGCGACCAACUGUUGCUGAAGAACUGCAUGUCACUCGGUGACCACCAGGCCCCGAUACAGUGCUGCUGUUUCGUGCAAAAUGGAGAAAAUGUUGUGGUUGGGUGCAGAGACAAGUCUCUCAACGUAUGGGACGUGCAAACUGGACAUAAGCUCAGAAAGAUCAACUUUGACGGAGGCUUGAAACAAAUCUUCACCAGAGAUAGUCUCUUGUGUGUAGUUGGAGACAAAAGCGACACCAGUGUGCGAGUCUUGGACUUGGAAUCUUUUGAAGAACUCGGGAGUGUCGAAAACCAUCAUGGCGGCGUCAGCAGCUGUCACGUGACCGACGAUUACGUCAUUUCCGCUUGCCGCGGAAAAAACAACGAGACGGACCAAAACGGGAGGCUGUACGCUACAUCUACUCGAACUCUUCGAGUGAACAAAGUCUUCGUGCCGGAUAGUUCCUACAUCAGUUGCUGUGCUACCAAAGGCGACUACGUUUGGGUUUGUGGAGAAGAUGGUAGAGUGAGCCUACUUAACCUAGCGGAAGAGGACGGUACUGCAAAUGUAAACCAAGAUGCCAGAACGCACGGGAUCAUGACUUGCGCGUUCUCGUCCAACUCCAAAGAACUUGUAACGUGCGAACACGGGGAGAACGGCACGUUAACCGUCUGGGAUUCUCAGAAGGGAGACCUGAAACGAGGACUGUGUUACAACAAGGGAAGAUACAUCUCCAAGAUUGAAAUGAAGAAGGUGGAAUCAAAAUGCCCGCCUCGGUGUGUGUUCUCUCUGGAUGGAGCACGGCUUGUGGCACUAGCGGGGACGAACUCGCUCCAAGUUUGGGAUAUGCGUAGAGAGAGACACCGCUUGCUCAAAGGGCAUGCUUACUUCCGAAUCACAUGCAUGGCGCUCUCUCCGGACAAUGCUAUAGUCGCUGCUGGCAGUACGGACACAACCCUGUGCGUUUGGGACGUUGGGGGCAACCUAGAAGGCAAGAAACGCAUAGAGAGCGCCAUUUUCGAGGGCCACUCCGACGGAGUGUCCUGUUGUGCCUUUUCGCCGGACUCACAAACCCUGGCGUCAGGAGACAGGGCGGGAAAACUCAUCCUCUGGUCUCCUGACAACGCUGAGCCAAAAGUCGUCUGCAGAGGCCACGGUGACGUUAUCACAUGCCUCAGUUUUUCUGCUGACUCGUGCCAACUUGCCAGUGGCGGGAAAGAUGGGGUUGUUGGACUAUGGGACGUGGAAAGUGGAGCAAGACUGUUCAGUUUGAAAGCACAGAAUGCGAGCUGUGUUACUUCGUGCGAGUUCAGUCCGUCAGGACUGAUUCUAUCGUCUGCAGCGGAUGGAACCAUUCACGCAUGGGACUCAAACAACGGUGGUCAAGUUUGUGCUUUCGGACUGAGCGAAAGUUCUGUAUUAUCGUCGAGAUUUCUCUGUGAAGAGAAGUACAUUGUGUGCGUCACCCAAGCCGGUACCCUGGCCGUGCUAGAAACAACCACGGGGCGAACUGUGUCUCAGUGUCGACUGCAAUCUAUCCCGGCAUGCAUGGACGUGUCACGUGACCAGCGCUUCGUGACGUGUGGAUUCCAACAUGGCGGCUUCGUACUGUACAAGUUCAUGAACUUCAUGUGAAAAAAAGAAACUCUCAUCUAAUUGUGAUGGAAAGCUGUGUGAGAAGUUGUCCAUGUAAUGGGCAAGUGCCUUGUUGUGCCACAUGGGAUCAAACAAUGCAUAAAUCAUGUGCUUUAAUAUGAAAGUUAGGCAACCAGGUAAAUAAUCUGUAAAGACAAAUCAUUCUUUACAACUGGAUGAAAUUCGGAGUUUACUUCCAGACAUUUCGAGUGAUUUCUAUCGCUCUUCUUUGGUGUCGCUACUAGAAGUAGUAGAUUAAACUUGCAUAACAAAUCAAUGCUAAGAAAACGUUAUGUUCAUUUUAGUGGAAGAAGAGUGAUGGAUGUCACUUGAAAGGUCCUUAGCAAUAUUUGAAUCUUAUCUCAUUGUAGAGAUAUAUUGUCUUUAAACAUUUUGUUCUAAUCUGUAACAAAUAUGUUAAACUUAAAAUACUUCAAAUUUCCAGCGUAGCCAAUUGCUUUUUUUCUUCUCAAAUCCAAGCAGUUCUAGAGUUAGCAGUGAAUGUGUGUUUCACUUUAUUGGAAGUGAUCUUGUAGUAGACAAGCUUCAAGCAGAUGACUAUGUUUGGGCAAAAUCACCCAACAUUUUCAGAUCCCAAUAGCUAAUGCUAAGUGCCAUCUAUGACUGUUAAGGCCAUCUUGAUUCGAUUAUAUGGAUGACAUCCACGUGCGCAUCAAUUUUUGUCUAUUUCCCAAAAAAUUUUGUUUACCAUACUGUACAUCGUACAAAGUAGCUGUAAAAGUGGCAAAUGUAUGCCGUAGAUUUGCAAAGGAAUAUAGGAAAACGGAUACUAACGUAUUAGAAUGUCAAAGCCAAUUCUAAAACCAAAGAAGAUGUGAAAGAGCAAAAAUUAAGAAUCUGUUGUUCGGUAUACCAUACUCUGUGUUUAUAGUAAUUUGUUUCACCUUCCUGACCACUGAGAUUUCACGAUGAAGGCAGCUUCUUUUUUGUCUACAGUUUUUUUCACACGCUUGCCAGAGCUAUGAUGUCAUCCAUAUAACUGAAUCAACAUAGCCUAAUCAGUAGAACAUAUCAUAAUUGGAUAUUGUUGAAUCAAAACAAGCGACCAACAUGUAUUUACACAAGGAACCAGCCUUUAUUACACUUGUUUUCUUAUCCAGUAAUAAUAAAUAAGCAACUGUGAACACAAUGAACAAACAAUAUUAUAAUAUAAUACAUCACUUUUUAGCGUCCACAACUGCAAAUACGUUUUAAAUACAACAAUAUACAAGGACAGCGAGAGAAAUCCAUACAAAGAAAGGAACAAUGUCUGAAUCUUUUCAGGUCAUAAAAUGACAUUGAAAAUAAAACCGUUCAAAAAUUGGAACGGUACAGUUGAUAAGAAUGUAGAGAAAUUUCAUAUCUCUAAUAAGUUAAUAUUUUUCGGGUCUACUCUUUAAAAGUAUACUUGUUCGGUUUAAGUUGUUUCCCUAAGACAAAACAAAAAUAUCUUGUACCAUUUCUUUUAUUGU
Messenger RNA from Branchiostoma floridae (Florida lancelet), 6176 nucleotides. RefSeq lists its product as uncharacterized. The transcript is spliced from 3 exons. The coding region runs from base 229 to 4704 and encodes 1491 amino acids. The record is from RefSeq and is a predicted model, not a curated record. Gene Ontology annotation, molecular function: protein binding. Lineage: Eukaryota; Metazoa; Chordata; Leptocardii; Amphioxiformes; Branchiostomatidae. Gene Ontology annotation, biological process: cell surface receptor signaling pathway.